This is a messenger RNA of Argentina anserina (silverweed cinquefoil), 1422 nucleotides long. Its product is annotated as aluminum-activated malate transporter 2-like. The record is from RefSeq and is a predicted model, not a curated record. Bases 1 to 1422 code for a protein of 473 amino acids. Lineage: Eukaryota; Viridiplantae; Streptophyta; Magnoliopsida; Rosales; Rosaceae. Gene Ontology annotation, biological process: malate transport. Gene Ontology annotation, cellular component: plant-type vacuole membrane. The transcript is spliced from 6 exons.
AUGGCAUCUCAAGUAGUAGGAGUCAAGAAUAUCAGUGAGGCUGGAAAUGCUCACAAUGAUCAUGGUUUUUGUGGGAGGAUGAUGAACAAGGUUGUCGAAUUUCCUAUGAAGUUAAAGAAGCUAGGGCAAGAUGAUCCGAGAAGGAUUGUUCAUUCUCUCAAAGUAGGACUAGCAGUUCUAUUGGUGACCUUACUCUAUUACUUAGAUCCUCUCUAUGACGGCCUUGGUGCCACAGCUAUGUGGGCUGUUUUAACUGUUGUGGUUGUCUUCGAGUUUUCCGUUGGAGCAACACUUGGAAGAGGUUUGAACAGAAUUUUGGCAACAUUCCUCGCAGGUUCUUUGGGAUUUGGUGUUCAUCAUUUGGCAAAUCUUUCAGGAGAAAAAGGUCAUCCCAUACUCGUCGGUGGUUUUGUCUUUUUACUUGCUGCAUUGGUGACAUUUUUCCGCUUCUUUCCUCGGAUUAAGGCAAGAUACGAUUAUGGACUCCUGAUUUUUAUAUUGACAUUUUGUAUGAUAUCCGUAUCCGGAUACAGAGACGACGAGAUACUAGAAAUGGCACACAAGAGGGUCUCUACAAUCCUUAUAGGUGCCUUCACAGCUGUGUCUGUGUGUGUUUUCAUUCGUCCUGUGUGGGCUGGUGAUGACCUACACAACUCGGUGGCUACCAACAUCGAAAAACUUGGGAGCUUCUUAGAAGAAUUUGGGAGUUCAUGCUUUAAGAAGCCUUGCCAUGGAAGAGAGUCUAAUAUGACACUUCUUAAAGGAUACAGUAGUGUUCUCAACACGAAACAGAGUGAAGAGAGUCAGGUUAAUUUUGCUAGAUGGGAGCCUAGACAUGGUCGGUUUAGGUUCCGCCAUCCGUGGAAACACUAUCUGAAGAUCGGAAGCCUUACCCGACAAUGUGCGUACCGGCUUGAUACUCUUAAUGGCUACAUUAACUCUGAUAUCCAGAAACCGUUAACUAUCAAAAACAGCAAAGUUCAGGAGCUGUGCAUGAAGUUGAGCUCAGAGUUGAGCAAGGGAUUAAAAGAACAAGCAUUUUCCAUGAAAGUAAUGACACGACCAACCUCUGCUCACAUAACAAAAUCAAGAGCUGCAGCUAACACCCUGAAAUCCUUUCUUAAGUCGCCAGACUUGGGUGAAGACAUUCAUCUACUAGACAUCAUACCAGCAGUGACUGUAGCUUCACUGCUAACAGAUGUGGUUUCCUACGUUGAAAAAAUUGAGAAAUCCAUACAAGAACUGGCCUCGCUUUCACAUGUGCGAUUCAAGAGUGCAGAACCAAAUAAGGAGCAAGAGCAGUCUGAGCAGACAAAGUUACAUAAACAUGGCAUAGUGCACCCUUGUGCUGAUAAAAACGAUGGACCUCAUCAUGUUAUCAGCAUUGUUCAACUUCAACCAUCACUAAAGGAAAUAGCAUAG